Messenger RNA from Saprolegnia parasitica CBS 223.65, 711 nucleotides. RefSeq lists its product as hypothetical. Bases 1 to 681 code for a protein of 226 amino acids. The transcript is spliced from 4 exons. NCBI's taxonomy places the organism in Eukaryota, Oomycota, Saprolegniomycetes, Saprolegniales, Saprolegniaceae. The record is from RefSeq and is a predicted model, not a curated record.
AUGGAGAAGGGCGCGGCGAUCAAGUGCGUGAUCAACGACGAGCCAGCGACAGAGAACGAGGCGCCUGAAGAUGCGGAAAGCGAGAACAAUGGAGCGUACUGCGCCAAGCUCAUGGACGAUGCAGCGAUCCGAGCGCUUCGGCGCGCGCUCGAGAGGACGACCGUGUCGAUCGAGACACACGGCCAUUUACGCGAGUUUCGGCGCAAGCCAGAGGAGCCACCUCCGCUACAGUAUGCAUCGCUCCAGCGCGAGGCCCACAAAGUCCAUGAGCUACAGACUCCCGUGCUUCCGCACCGCCCGGUCUCGGCGCGGCCGACACCGCCCGCUGCCCAUGUCAGUCGCUCACGUCCGUCCACAGUACACAGCAGUGCGGCCUCCAACAACAAGCUGCGCCGGUCUUUCCAGGUCGUGCUCGCGGAAGAAAAAGCCAAGUACUCAGCGCUCGAAGACCAAUAUCUCACGCUGAAAGACGCCAUUUUGCGCCAUUUUGACGACUUGCUGCACAACCCGCACAACGUGGACCGCGACUGGAGCGCGGAUGCGUAUGCGCAGCUCGCCGAGAUGGACGCGCGUCUUCGAGACGAAAACCGGCUUCGGCCCCAAGACGAGCCCAAGCCGCGACGUACAUCCUCGCCACUGCGCGCGCCACGGCCGCCGCCGAACCCACGACUCGAGAGCUAACCGGUUAACCUAUCCUAUUUUGCACUGGAA